AUGGCUGAUAAUGAAAUACGUAGGAUUGCUAGAGCACAUAGAAUUUCAAUUUGUCAUGCUAAAAGUGAUGCCCAAUUUGAGGAAAAAUUAAAUGAUUUUUUAAGCCUUAUCCUGGUAACGCUUGCAAGUUCUCACGAAAUUGUGCGAAAAAAGGGUAAAAUUACGCACCUACUGCCAGUUAUUAAAAAUAUUACAAUGAAACCAUGUAAUCGGAAAACACUUUUAUUCCAAAAAAUUUUCGAGCUCUUUCAAAACUCAAGAGCCGAACUUGCAGAUUUGGAAACAAAAGAGGUGAUGGAUAGUUUAUAUUCGCUAUAUGAAUGCUGUAGAUUGCUAUCACGUCAAAAAGAGUUAUUAUGUCAAUCACAAUCACUUAAAUCCAAAACCAUGAGUUAUCUAUGCAAGUCCAAACUAGCUGCAAAUAUCUUUCCAGCAAUGUUACAUGUUUCACUCGAUUGUUUAUAUAGUAAGCUAUGA
This is a messenger RNA of Dentiscutata heterogama, 477 nucleotides long. Lineage: Eukaryota; Fungi; Glomeromycota; Glomeromycetes; Diversisporales; Gigasporaceae. The record is from the annotation of a GenBank genome assembly.